CCAGCUGAUAACUGUGUCCAUGUGGCCGGAAGAGCAUAAAAUCACAGCCACACAACAUUGCCAUGUGUGCGUCUGCUGCGGCCUGCCAUGUCAUCACAGCUGGACGUGUCGCUGAGGGUCAGAGGUCAGGCGGCGACCGGCUGCAGGAUCGCGGUCAGUGGGCCAGCAAAGCUGAAUUCCUGCUGGCUGUUGCUGGACAGAUUAUCGGUCUGGGUAACGUUUGGCGAUUCCCAUAUCUGUGCUACAAGAACGGAGGAGGUGUGUUCUUUGUGCCGUACAUGUUAUUCCUGGUUGUGUGUGGCAUUCCGCUCUUCCUGCUGGAGACGGCGCUGGGUCAGUUCACCAGUCUGGGAGGAGUCGGCGCCUGGAGGAAAAUCUGCCCACUUUUUGCAGGUCUGGGUUACGCCAGUCAGGUGAUGAUCUUACACAGUUGUGUGUAUUUCAUCAUUAUUCUGGCCUGGGCGUUUUUCUACCUGUGCAGCAGCUUCCAGACGCCACUUCCCUGGGCACACUGCAACAACACCUGGAACACAGAUUCCUGCAUGGGCUUUGAGCGACACAACAUCAGCGAUGUCUCUGAAAACGCCACGUCUCCAGUCAUUGAGUUUUGGGAGCGUGAGGUGUUGGAUCUGUCUGCGAGUGUAGAUCAUCUGGGCUCGGUGAACCUUCGUCUGGCCUUCUGUCUGCUGCUGGUGUGGGUCGUCUGCUACUUCUGUAUCUGGAAAGGAGUCAAAUCCACCGGCAAGGUUGUGUAUGUCACAGCCACCUUCCCUUACGUGAUGCUGCUGGUGUUGUUGGUUCGUGGGGUGACGCUCCCCGGCGCCGUGGACGGGAUUAUUUAUUACCUGAAACCCAAUCACACACGGCUGACAGACCCACAGGUAUGGAUGGAUGCAGGGACUCAGAUCUUCUUCUCAUAUGGCAUUGGUCUGGGAAGUCUCACCGCUCUGGGCAGCUAUAAUAAAUUCAACAACGACUGUUACAAGGACUGUUUCAGACUGUGUCUCCUCAACAGUGGCACCAGUUUUGUGGCAGGAUUCGCCAUUUUCUCGGUGCUCGGCUUCAUGGCGCAGGAGCAGGGUGUGGAUAUCGCAGACGUGGCGCAGUCAGGUCCUGGUCUAGUGUUCAUAGCGUAUCCGCGGGCCGUUUCCAUGAUGCCUGUGCCGCAGCUGUGGGCCGUGUGUUUCUUCCUCAUGAUCAUCAUGUUGGGUCUGGACACUCAGUUCGUCAGUCUUGAGGCGCUGAUGAUGUCGGUGUCGGAUCUGUAUCCCGCAGUCAUCCGUAAAGGUCGCCGGCGUGAGCUUCUGCUCCUGCUCGUGUGUUCAGUGUGUUUCCUGCUCGGGCUUCUGAUGGUGACGCCGGGAGGCCUGUAUGUGUUUCAGAUCUACGAUCAUUUCUCCUGCAGCGGAGCCAGUCUGCUGCUGCUGUCCGUCUGUCAGUCAGUGGCCAUCGGAUGGAUCUACGGUGCUGAGCGCUUCAGCAGGGACAUCGAGGCCAUGAUCGGUUACCAGCCGCUCGGCAGCUUCAGGCUGUGCUGGCGUUACCUGACGCCCGCCGUGUGCAUCGGCACGUUCGUGUUCUCGCUGAUGUGCUGGUCUCCGCUGACCCUCGCCAACGGCGUGACGGCCCCUGGAUGGGCCUCAGCGAUGGGCUGGACGCUGACGCUGUCCUCCGUGUCUCUUCUGCCGGUCUGCGCGCUCUACACCCUCAUGAACACACCGGGAAACCUUCAGCGUCUCCGCCUGCUGUGCCGCCCCGCGCUGGACUCACGCUGACAGACGAGCACCUUUCUAAUGCUGGACAUGCUUGACCUCUGACCUCGGCACAAAGAAGCCCAAAGAGCCAAUUAAGGACGUGGUGUAAUCGAGUGAAACUGAACAGAUCUGAUGUAAAGAAACCAGCGUUUGCUCUGAUAGGAGGAGCCGUAUGUGAGACUGUAGUGAAACAGCUGGAAGGUGAAAGAAACUCUGUGUCUUCAUAACAAGCUUCUCUUUAUGUUCCAGUUCUGUGUUCACCUAUGAUGGUGGACAUUUUGACAGGAUAUUCAAUAAUUUGAGCAUAUCAUCUAAAAUACCUGGAUGACCUACUAUACGUUUGCAUCAGUCAAAACGCUUGAUCUUCCAUUUCCAGUGUGAAUGAACCAUGAAUCUUCUUCUUGACUCAGACUGCAGAAAGAUUAAUAGAUGUCAUUUUCUGAAUUACACAUCAAUGGUAAAUGUAGUAGCAUGUUAUUAAAGCUUAAAAUUUUCAAUGAAAUAUGAAAAUAUAAAAAUAAAAGCUAAUUCAAAAUAAUAAUAAAUACUAUAAUAGUAUAUAAAUAUGAAAAAAAUAACAGAUUCAG
Megalobrama amblycephala (Wuchang bream) is the source of this 2341-nucleotide messenger RNA. Its product is annotated as sodium- and chloride-dependent GABA transporter 2-like. The transcript is spliced from 15 exons. Gene Ontology annotation, biological process: sodium ion transmembrane transport. Lineage: Eukaryota; Metazoa; Chordata; Actinopteri; Cypriniformes; Xenocyprididae. The record is from RefSeq and is a predicted model, not a curated record. Bases 63 to 1775 code for a protein of 570 amino acids. Gene Ontology annotation, cellular component: membrane.